Molecule: messenger RNA, 1647 nt
Organism: Didymodactylos carnosus
Lineage: Eukaryota; Metazoa; Rotifera; Eurotatoria; Philodinida; Philodinidae
Source: the annotation of a GenBank genome assembly
AUGACUAAUGAUGAUUCGACUUCCGAAACGCUAACGGACGUUUCAAUGAUGCAAGCCACUAGUAGUAAUGAUAUGAUAAAUAAACAAAAUAUCACUCCACAAUUAUCACCGGAAAUGUUAAUUAGAAACGAAAAUGACAGAACAUCGUCAUACUGGAUAAAAGAUCAAAAUAAUAAUGAUAAUCAAACUCAUGAUGAGCAAAAACAACAACAACAACAGCAAGUGGAAGGAAUUAAUCAUGAAAUACAAGAAGAAGAUGAUAAUGACGUUGGUGGGGGACAAUCACAUACAACGUCUAAUAUUGAUGAACAACAACAAAAAGUGGACAAUGAGGACGGUGGCACAGCUAACAAAAAUCGACUCUGUUCAUCGUCAGUUAAUCAAUUGGGGGGUGAAUUUAUCAAUGGAAGACCAUUACCAACUGAUACACGUGAACGAAUUGUAAAAUUAGCUGAAAAGGGUGUGAGACCCUGUGAAAUAAGUCGACAGUUAUCAGUUAGUCAUGGAUGUGUUUCAAAAAUAUUAAAAAGAUUUCGUUUAUUUGGUACCACAGCUCCCGGUCUUAUUGGUGGUUCGAAGCCUAAAGUGGCUACACCUGAAGUUGUUGGUCGCAUAAGAGAAUAUAAAGUAAAUAAUCCUCAAAUAUUUGCAUGGCAAAUACGAGAAAGUUUACAAAAAGAAGGAAUAUGUUCUGCUGAUAAAUUGCCAAGCGUCUCCUCUAUUAAUCGAAUUGUACGUUCAAAUCGUCGAAUUGUGAUUAAUCCAGAUGGAACGAUUAAUGAGAUCGAUUCUGAUUUCUAUGAUAGUGAUGAUGAAAACUCAGCGAAAUCUGAACAUGCUAAUGUUUCAUCACCAUCCUCAGGAUCUGUUGGUUCAUCGCCACGAUCGGGUAAUAUUCGCCAUCGUGGAGAUUGUCGUUGUGAUUCUUGUGUUAAAAAAUAUAAAUUUUCACCCUGUAAUAAUAAAUCAGUAAACGGAGAUGUAACCAACGGAAAUGAAUUAGAGAAUAAUAGCACAAGUAAACUAGUUUCAUCAGAUAAUCAUCAAUUACUAGAUGAAUCAAAUUUGAACAGUAUCGAACCAGACUUUUAUUCAACACUGAAGAAAAUGUUUGAUAAUGAACCAGGUGAAUUAAAACUGAAAACGCCACCACCAGCUCAUUGUCGUACAAAAACAUCUUCGAUAUCCACACUUAUCCAUGAUAAUCCACUUGAUCUAUCUAUCACAACGCCGAAUCGCAAACAGGGAAAAAAACAGCUAAAAACGAAACCUAUUUCCGAGAAAAUUUCAAAUGAACCAUUGAAUCUUUCUUCAAACAUUAAAAAACGACCGGUAACCGACAAUAUUUCAUCACCGUCAAAACGUAGUUCAUCAAACAUUCCAAAUUAUGUAACGGAUAAAUCACAAACGCAUUUAUUAACAAAUAGCAUCUCUUUACAACAACAACAGCAGCAGCAGUUACCAACAUCAUUUCCACCUGUCUUGUAUAAUUUAUUUGCUCAAAAUUCUUCGCAAUCGUUACAUCCUCUACUUAUCCCAUUUUGGAGUCCAUUUCUUGAUGCUCAACAACAGCAACAAUUAUUUCAAAUACAACAAUACUAUUCUCAACAUCAUCCAAAAGAUUUAAAAACAUCAAUAGCAAAAUGA